This is a messenger RNA of Dracunculus medinensis (Guinea worm), 237 nucleotides long. Lineage: Eukaryota; Metazoa; Nematoda; Chromadorea; Rhabditida; Dracunculidae. The record is from the annotation of a GenBank genome assembly.
AUGAUACGGAAUAUUAAUGGGGCGCCUGUUAAAACUAUUAAAAAUCGUUUCAUAAGACGGAAAGAAUUUUUCGAUGCCAAACCUAACCACGAUGCGCCAUCUGUUAUCCCAGAUAUAACUCAUUCGCUCGUCGAACCUUACGUUUGCAACUGUGAAUUGCCAGCAGAAAAGAAAAAAAUUUCUAUAAUUCAUAAGGCCAAUAAAACCCCGGGAGAAGAUGGUCUUCGGGCUCUUUAA